GUGUUAUUCUCAUCGCGUGUCGCAUGUACGUGUAGCAGUUAUCUACCCGAUCCAUCGGUCCUGACAAGACACAGGGCCUCGCGGCGCAUAGCCCGGAAAUCAUGGAAGAAAUUACAAACUGAUGACUACCUAAUGGUGGCCAUUCUGUUUACUUUUACUGGAGUCGUUGUCUGCGUGAACGAGACCGCACAACAUGGCAGCAACUAUAUUCCGCUAGAUAAGGCACUGUCACUCACAGAGGAAGAGCACGAGGAUGCCAUCUACGGCAGCAAGAUGACCUUCGUACUCGAACACUUCACAUUGGUCUCUCUAUGGCUGGUCAAAUCCUGCUUACUUAUUAUAUAUAAUCGACUAACGUUGGGAUUGAGAGAGCACUUAGCGGUUAAGGUACUUGCUGUUUACGUCGCAGCGUCCUUCGUUAUAAUCGAGAUUCUCUUCUGCACUGUGUGGUGCGGCCCGCCUAUCACGAUGUAUUGGGAUGUCCCGACCAAGGACCGUAAGUAUGCCCGUAUACUUCGUAACAAGUUCAACUCCGUUGCUAAUCCACUCUCAGCACAAUGCGCUACCUAUUAUGACCACUUGAUCACAACGAGCGCGUUCAACAUCUCAUCGGACUUGAUGAUGCUGUGUAUUCCAAUACCGCUUGUCCUGCGUUCGAGAAUCCCGCUCAAACGGCAAGAUUGUCUCAACCUAACCCUUGAAAAGCGGUUCACCGAGUCGUUACAGCUUACACGAGCACAGAUCCUUAUGGCAAUCCUCAAUCGAUACGUCAACUUCACCGAAGAAUACACCGUGAGCUUCUUGCGGUGGUACGUCGCCGAAGUCGCGACGGCCGUUUACGUGGCCAAUGUGCCACUCCUAUGGCCCCUUCUUCGAGAGCUCUUCAGCCUGAGCUCCUUCGCAAACUCAUACGGCAGACAAGGCGUGUCAUUCCCCAGCGGCCGUCGCACAACCAACACGCAUCACUCGCGGUUACGGUCACGACUGAGUCACAUGGAAGAAUCCACGGAGUCUAUCGUGCAACACUCGCAACCCGACCACGAAAAAGGAGGAUUCAGAUCCCUCGACCGGGGGCUAGAGCUAUCCCCCAUUCAAGAACGGCACUACCGGGCCACGGUCACGACCGAGGACGUGGAGCAGCCGGUGGAGAGGAAUGUUUCACGUCGCACUAGCCAGUCUCUCUCGGGGAUUUUCCGGACGGUGGAGGUGGUGCAAACGAGAGAAUAA
Messenger RNA from Aspergillus bombycis, 1227 nucleotides. RefSeq lists its product as uncharacterized. Lineage: Eukaryota; Fungi; Ascomycota; Eurotiomycetes; Eurotiales; Aspergillaceae. The record is from RefSeq and is a predicted model, not a curated record. The annotation marks the transcript as partial. The transcript has 6 exons.